Fusarium subglutinans is the source of this 546-nucleotide messenger RNA. RefSeq lists its product as uncharacterized. The transcript is spliced from 2 exons. NCBI's taxonomy places the organism in Eukaryota, Fungi, Ascomycota, Sordariomycetes, Hypocreales, Nectriaceae. The record is from RefSeq and is a predicted model, not a curated record. The coding region runs from base 1 to 546 and encodes 181 amino acids.
AUGAACGCCGCCGACCAAGCCCACUUGGCUGCCAUGGGACUAGCCAUCCCUCUCCCUCUCCCUCUCCCUCACCCUGUCUCUCGUCGACAGGAGAUCCGCGAUCGGGCUGAGACUCUCAGAGUCUGUACUCUGUGGCCUUCUGUGACCAGGGCCGAGUACAAACGCCGGCAUGACCGGAUGAGAAAGGCGGGGAUACGCAGGUUUUGGGAGGCCAGGUGUCAACACAAGUUGAUGCAGACUUGGCAGAACGACGAGUCUCUGAGAUACCGGGAAAGGGUCUCGGCAUUGGUCAAUGGCCAAAACCCUGCUUGGGCCUUUGGGCCUGAUUUACAGUGGUUGCCCGGCUUCCUGGCAAGUGGGGAUAUCCCACUGGAGGAGCGCAAGAUAGUGGCUGGCAUUGCCGAAGAAACGGCCCAUUAUGCUAUCGAGCAAGCAGAGAGGCAUAAUCGCCUUCUCCGGAAAUGGCUAUGGGGUUACGAUGACCGUUUUGAACGAAAAAGGCAUGAGCGCUUUGCUCAGUCGGCAAAACGUGCCGCUAUCAAAUAG